Messenger RNA from Penicillium verhagenii, 240 nucleotides. RefSeq lists its product as uncharacterized. The transcript has 3 exons. Lineage: Eukaryota; Fungi; Ascomycota; Eurotiomycetes; Eurotiales; Aspergillaceae. The coding region runs from base 1 to 240 and encodes 79 amino acids. The record is from RefSeq and is a predicted model, not a curated record.
AUGCCUAGAUCAAAUACACACUUCGAUGAGGAGAGGCAGCAAUUCUAUACCACCAUGCAAUUUCAUGGACGCACAGUUAAACUGUACCUAGAUAAUGGAAGUGGUGCCUGGGGACCUGGAACCAUAGGUUCUAAAUACACCGACUAUUAUUAUGACCCUGGCAACAGGGCCUCCCAGCGGAACAAAGUAGAAUUGCGAGAAGAGACGUGCAUGAUGGCUCAGGCUCACACCAACGUCUGA